Messenger RNA from Synchytrium microbalum, 1482 nucleotides. RefSeq lists its product as uncharacterized. Bases 1 to 1482 code for a protein of 493 amino acids. The transcript is spliced from 4 exons. Gene Ontology annotation, molecular function: metal ion binding; metalloendopeptidase activity. The record is from RefSeq and is a predicted model, not a curated record. Gene Ontology annotation, cellular component: mitochondrion. NCBI's taxonomy places the organism in Eukaryota, Fungi, Chytridiomycota, Chytridiomycetes, Synchytriales, Synchytriaceae.
AUGGGAAGCCUUGCAAGGUCAUCGCGAAUACUAGGCGAGGCUGCAAAGAGAGCUCCACCUACUCUCCGCAACAACACAAACAGAACUCUGGCAACUGCUGCUACUCAAGUCGCCCCUAAUCCAUCCAACUCAACCCUCUCAUACACAUACCCACAAUCAUUGCGUAAUGUCCCUGAAACUAGAGUCACAAAGCUAUCCAAUGGUUUCACUAUCGCUACUGAAUCGAACCCAAACUACCAAACUGCAACUGUCGGUGUUUGGAUUGAUGCUGGUUCUAGAUCCGAAACUGCAAAGACGAACGGUACAGCUCACUUUUUAGAGCAUAUGGCCUUCAAGGGAACAAAGUCAAGGACACAAACACAACUAGAAACCCAAAUCGAAAACAUGGGUGGUCACUUGAACGCAUACACUUCCCGAGAACAAACCGUAUACUAUGCCAAAUCAUUGGCAUCAGAUGCCCCUGUAGCAGUCGAAAUCCUCUCUGAUAUCCUACAAAACUCGACUUACAGCGAAGACUCUAUCGAACGAGAACGUAAAGUCAUAUUGAGAGAAGCCGAAGAAGUAGACAAGAACAAGGAAGAAGUAGUAUUCGAUCACUUGCAUGCUUCUGCCUUCCAAGGAAACGCUCUAGGUCGUACCAUCUUGGGACCAACUGAAAACAUAAAAUCAAUCACCCGUAAAGACUUGACUGAUUACAUCACCACCAAUUAUACUCCUGAUCGUAUGGUAUUAGCUGCUGCUGGUGGUGUCGACCACGACUCGUUAGUAAAAUUAGCCGAAAAACACUUUGGAAGUCUUGCCGCUGGGUUGUCUCGACCUAAAGCUCUAGGAAAGGCCCCAUUCGUAGGUUCAGAUCUCCGAGCCCGUUUCGACGACCACCCUACUGCUCAUUUAGCUCUAGCAGUACAAGGUGCAUCAUGGACUUCACCCGACUACUGGGCAUUGUUGGUAGCUCAAGCCGUAAUUGGAUCCUGGGAUCGAUCAUUAGGAGCAGCAGGCCACGUAUCGUCCAACUUGGCACAAAACGUCCAUAAAUGGGACCUAGCCAACUCCUUCAUGUCUUUUAAUACUUCAUAUUCAGAUACCGGCUUAUUUGGUGUAUAUGCCAUUAGCGAGAACUUUACAGGUCUGGAUGACUUGAUCCACUACAUCCAAACCGAAUGGCAUCGUCUCGCCAUCAACUUGACGGAUGGUGAAGUAUUCCGUGCCAAAAACCAGUUAAAGACUUCGUUAUUGUUGGCUUUGGAUGGAACUACUCCCGUAGCUGAAGAUAUUGGGCGACAAAUGCUGGUAUAUGGCAAGAGACUCACUCCUUGGGAAGUGGAUCAAUUGAUUGAGCAAGUUACUGCUGCUGAUGUUAUGAAGGUUGCUCAAGAAUAUCUCUAUGAUCAGGAAGUUUGUGUUGUUGGGUAUGGACCAAUUGAUGGGUUACAAGAUUAUCAAAGAAUAAGAGCUGCUAUGGCUCCUGCUGUUGGCUGGUAA